ACCAAUAAAAUAUUGUUGAGUUUUGAAGUAAUAUUUGGAAGCUUUUGUACAUAUUCUUGAAUGCAUUCUUGAUUUUUGCAGGAGACAAUGAAUGAAUCAGAUGAUGAAACUCCUGCCCUUGAUACUCAAGUAUUCUCUCCUAAUCUGACAAAAGAGGUAUAUGCUCAAUGAUAUUGUUUUCACAGUUGGAGUUUACAAAUUAGUUUUGGGUGAUUUUUUUUUACAUAUAAAGGCUUUUCUGAUUUUUGACAGAAAGAAACAGAAACGUCUACCGAUGAGAGGCCAUCCAAUCCUAAUCAAGAUGGAAAACCAGAUGAUGAGGUAAUAUUUAUUCUAGAAAUUAUAGUUGAAUGUAUUCAUGAUGGCCAUUCCUGAUAUUUUUUUGCAGAUUGUGAGAGAGAAAUUAACAAGUGAGUCACCUGCUACUCAGAGUCAAGUUUUGCAGAAAGAAACAGUGGAAAUGAAUGAGACACCUUCUUCUCCAAUAGCUCCAAAGAGUAUUGAAACUCCCGUUUAUACUCCAAGUCAGACUCAGCAGAUUGAGAGAGAGCCAUCGGAUGACACGCCUGCCCUUGAUACUCAAGUUUUUACUCCUAAUCUGACAAAAGAGAGGGAAACACAAACCUCUACUGAUGAAACGCCACCCAAAACUAAUCAAGAAGAAGGAAAACCAGAUGAUGAGGUAAUAUUUACUCUAGAAAUUAUAAUUGAAUGUAUUCAUGAUGGCCUUUCCUGAUAUUUUUUGCAGAUUGUGA
Molecule: messenger RNA, 755 nt
Organism: Brassica napus (rape)
Lineage: Eukaryota; Viridiplantae; Streptophyta; Magnoliopsida; Brassicales; Brassicaceae
Exons: 3
Coding region: 359-736 (125 amino acids)
Source: RefSeq, a predicted model, not a curated record